CCUACCCAUGGCGAGUCACGCUUUGAUUCGGGGUUCGCCUUGUGUCAGUCUUUUGGUGUUGGCCAAGCCAGGAGUGUGUGCUGUCUGCAGGCUUGUGUCCCAUGCGGAGGCAAAUUCCCCUCCAGCAAGGGCAGCUCCAUUCCAGGCCCCUGGAAAACCAUUUUCAAGCACUGGGCUGUGCCCAGACCCACAGCUCCGGGCAGCCCCAAAGGCCAUUGCCCUCAGCCUGCCCUGCGUUGGCAGCACUGCCCAGGACUGGGAGCAGCCACGGGACUGAGAGUGUGAACUGGAAAAGGGGCCAGUGCCUCCUCCAGGUCAGGGUGCAAAGUGUGCAGCCAAAGGGCCUGGUGGGGGGAGGAGAAGGGGGAGGAAGAAAGUGCUGUCCCAAGAGCCAACACAGUCCUCAGGGAGUGAGGAAGUACCCAACACCACAGGGCUCCACCUCAGCCUGGAUUGCUGCCCAUACGGAUUUGUUCCUGCACGAGAAGUCCUUGGGCUUCUCAUCCCAGGACAUGAAAGGAAUCUCCAGGACCCAAUGGGCCUGUCAGCAAUGAGGAAAUGAAAUGGCAGCAGGGACAGAAACCAAAACACACCCUGUGGCAUUAGGUGGGAUAGUUUGCUUUGGAGAUGAGUCUGUUAGAAAAUUACUGCCCUGUGCAGUGACUGUGGGCCUGGGGCAGUGCAGGAGCAGUAUAAAAGCAGGCCCUUCUCCUCACUCUCUCAUCCACUCCACUCGCCUCCAUCUCCUUGGGAACAAGGUGCAGCUCCAGCCCCAGACAUGUCCUGCUACACCCCGUGCCGGCCCUGCCAGCCCUGCGGCCCGACCCCGCUGGCCAACAGCUGCAAUGAGCCCUGUGUCAGGCAGUGCCAGGACUCCACUGUGGUCAUCCAGCCCUCCCCCGUGGUGGUGACCCUGCCUGGGCCCAUCCUCAGCUCCUUCCCACAGAACACCGCCGUGGGAUCCUCCACCUCCGCUGCCGUUGGCAGCAUCCUCAGCUCUCAGGGAGUGCCCAUCAACUCCGGGGGCUUUGGCCUCUCUGGCCUGGGCAGUGGCCUCUGUGGCAGGAGCUGCUUCCCCUGCUAA
This is a messenger RNA of Chiroxiphia lanceolata (lance-tailed manakin), 1084 nucleotides long. Its product is annotated as feather keratin 1-like. The record is from RefSeq and is a predicted model, not a curated record. NCBI's taxonomy places the organism in Eukaryota, Metazoa, Chordata, Aves, Passeriformes, Pipridae. Bases 779 to 1084 code for a protein of 101 amino acids. Gene Ontology annotation, cellular component: intermediate filament. Gene Ontology annotation, molecular function: structural constituent of cytoskeleton. The transcript has 2 exons.